AUGAUAGGGAUUAGGGUGGUUGGGUCUUUCUGGAACUAUCACCAACUUUCACGCAUAAAUUCUCUCUCUAAUUGGAGCGGCGACAAGGAUACACCUCAAUGUUUUUAUUUCAGUGUAGCACUUCCUCAUCGACCUCACUACUACAUAAGUCCAACGGAACAUGAAGAAUUGAGAAAACGUGUUAAGGCUUUACACGCUAAAGGGCAUACUCAUGAAAGUUUGAGUCCGCGUGGAGGUCAUCAAGCUUCAAACUUUAUUAGCAUAGGCGAGAUUUGGGACACUGCUGGCCAAGAAAGGUAUCGUGCCAUAACUAGUGCUUAUUAUCGAGGAGCUGUUGGUGCUUUGCUUGUAUAUGAUGUGACUCGACGUUCUACGUUUGAGAAUGCUGUGAGAUGGCUAAAAGAGUUGAGAGAUCAUACAGACCCUAAUAUAGUCGUAAUGCUCAUCGGCAACAAAUCAGACCUACGACAUCUCGUGGCCGUUUCGACUGAGGAUGGUAAAGAUUUAGCAGAGAGGGAGAGCCUCUACUUCAUGGAAACUUCUGCAUUGGAAGCAACUAAUGUCGAGAAUGCAUUCACUGAAGUCCUUACUCAGAUACACCAGAUCGUGAGAAAGAAGGCUGUCGAGGCUGGUGAUGAGACUGCUACUUCAUCUGUUCCAUCUAAAGGAGAGACAAUCAAUGUCAAAGACGACACUUCUACUUGGAAGAGAUUAGGAUGCUGUUCAAGUUAGGGAAUAUUUGCUCCUGCUGCAUCGUGUCAUUGUACAUUGUCUUCACAUCAUCGUUUCCGUAUUCUGGUUGGUUUGUUUACUGUAUUUGGUUGAAAUAUUGAUGAGUAGACUAGCCACAAAAAUGUAGGACGGGGUAUUUUCGUGGCAGUAACUGAUGAUAUAGUUCGAUUUGUCGACUCAUAGAAUGGGAAGGCAAGGUCUACUAUAAUAUGUUCUGGACUAUAACUUCGAUUUUCGACAAAUGUUUUCAGUAAUUUGUGUUAA
Messenger RNA from Olea europaea var. sylvestris, 996 nucleotides. RefSeq names its product ras-related protein Rab11D-like. The coding region runs from base 1 to 732 and encodes 243 amino acids. NCBI's taxonomy places the organism in Eukaryota, Viridiplantae, Streptophyta, Magnoliopsida, Lamiales, Oleaceae. The record is from RefSeq and is a predicted model, not a curated record. Gene Ontology annotation, molecular function: GTP binding; GTPase activity. Gene Ontology annotation, cellular component: endosome. The transcript has 6 exons.